Glycine soja is the source of this 3745-nucleotide messenger RNA. RefSeq lists its product as uncharacterized. The record is from RefSeq and is a predicted model, not a curated record. Lineage: Eukaryota; Viridiplantae; Streptophyta; Magnoliopsida; Fabales; Fabaceae. Gene Ontology annotation, cellular component: Ino80 complex. The transcript is spliced from 11 exons. The coding region runs from base 300 to 3314 and encodes 1004 amino acids.
GGGGAAACCAAACCACAGUCGUCUGAUCCUCUUUCUCUCUCUCUUUCUCUGCCAAUUGUGGUGUGUGUCUCUUUUCCCUCGAUGCUCUCUCUUAAUAAUACGAAACCUUCUAUCACUCUCUCUCUCUCUCUCUCUGCCCUCACUAUUAGCUUCAAGUUCUUCUUCCGCUGGAACAGCCGCAGAUAAUUUAUAUAUUUACUGGUCACUUAUGGAUGAAAGAUGUUCAUUAGAAGUCAACAAGGUGGUGUUUUGCUAUAUAUCGGUAUAGUAUUUUUUUGAAGAAUUAUUCUCUUGUGUCCAUGGCUGCUGAUCAGAGGAGAAAACGAGUAAAUGGUGCAAACAUUGCUGGUUAUGGUUCUAGAGAGCAACACAGGAUCAAAAGAAAGAAUUUGGGAUUAGUUCAAAAUGAUUUGAACAUGAGACCUCACAUCUCUGUUGAGUGGGAUGAUAAUCACAAAAAGGUUGUUGCUAAGCGGGAACAAAUUGGCAUCAGUUGGAGACAAAUGAAGCCAUUUAUCAAUUCGGUUUCUAAUGAUCACAAAAUCUUGGCAGAUGUGUUUUCAGUGCCUCACGAAAUUUUUGACUUGGAUAAUUUAAGUGAAGUUCUUUCGUUUGAGGUUUGGAAGACCCAUCUUUCAGAAAAUGAGAGAAACCUUCUUAUGAAUUUCCUCCCUUGUGGCUUUGAGCCACAUCAAGUUGUGGAAGAACUACUUGCCGGGAUUAACUUUAACUUUGGAAAUCCCUUCUCGAAAUGGGGCGCUUCGCUUUGUUUAGGUGGUCUUCAUCCAGAUAUGAUUGUUGAUCAGGAACAGCAUCUUAAGACUGAGAGGAGAGAAUACCACUCACACAUACAUAAUUAUCACAACGAUAUGAUAGGAUUUCUAUCUAAGUUGAAGAAGAGCUGGCAAAGCUGUAAAGAUCCAGAAAAGGAGAUUGCGCAAAAGAUAUGGAGGUCAAAACAUGUAGAGAAAAGAAUGCCCUCAAAAGUGAUUGAAUCUAGAGUCUAUGAUCAUGAUGGGAAUGUUACAGGGACAUCUGAUUCAUGCUCCUGGGAUGCAGAGGAGAAAGCAUGUAGUAGCGACAACCAAAUUUCCUCACUGAGAAAAGACAAUAAACUUCAAAGAAGGGUGCUUGAAAAGGGCAUUUUUAAAGGUAAAUCCCAAAAUUUGAUGGAUUCUUUGGACAACAUGCCUAAUGUGGCAGAAAAGCCGAAGACAGGAGACAAACUGCCUAAGCGUAGCAUUCAUUCUAGUGAUAGUGAUAAAUACAUGUCAUGUAUCAAGAUUAGUAGGCAGCAGCUUGAGCUUGUUAAGAAUAUGAAGCAGUCUGGUAAAAGCAUCCAAUCUAGGUCCCUUAACCGGGUUUUGGGUAACCUUGAAAAAAUUCAUGUGCAACCAUACAAUAUAUUUGUCAAAGAAGAACAGAAGAAGUUGCAGGAGCAUUGGUUGCUAUUAGUAAACAAAGACCUCCCUGUGGCUUAUGUAAAUUGGACAGAGAGACAGAUACAGAGACAUGCCGUGAGAAAUUCUUUGGUGGCAGAGAUGAAGGAUAAAUCAAUUCCUCUCAUAGAGGGAGUGAACACAGGGAGUGAACUUAAGGAUCAGGUUGAUGUGAACUCAGGGAGUGAACUUAAGGAUCAUGAUGAUGUGAACUCGGGGAGUGAACUUCAGGAACAUGAUGAGGAGGUGAACUCAGGGAGUGAACUUCAGGAUCAGGAUGAGGACAAUAUUAGCUCAGGGGACAAGCUGAAGGAUCAGAAUGAGGAUAACAUGAGUUCAGAAGGUGAGCUUCAGGAUCAGAAUGAUGAUAAUCUGAGCUCAGGGAGCGAACUUCAGGAUCAGGGUGAGGAUAAUGUCAACUCGGGUGAUGAGCUUCAGGAUCAGGUGAAGGAUGGAGGUCUGAGUGAUCAGUCUGAUUUGAAAGAUGAUGAUGAUUCUAUUUCUAGGUCCCCCGAGAACCAGUCCCAGCACAAUUCUGAUGUUAGUGGUGAUAAUGAGUUCAACCAAAUGAGUGUGGAUUCAGAAAAGAAUAUUCUUUUAUCAAAAUCAACAAAUAAUACUUCGUCGGGUAGUGGUGAUCAUGAAUUCAACCAAAUGAGUGUGGAUUCAGAAAAGAAUCUUUUAUCAAAAUCAAAUAAUACUUCAUCGAAUAAAGAUGAGUAUUCAGUGCAUAUGAACACUCAGGAUGUUUCUAUUGAUGAAGGAGCACCUUUCACUUCCAGUGGUGAUGUCUGGCAAGGAGUUGAAAUGCCACAUUCAUACUAUGAUUCUGCUGUGACCCACGAGUACGCAGCCAGUGGGUUAUCACUGGCUAAUCCUCAAGUCAGUCAAGAGCAGCCAACUCGUAUGAUUGAUCUUGAAGCUGAUUUGCGUCGAGAAGAGACAGGCAAAGAGUUGUUAAGUAGGCAAUUAGAUAAUGGAACCUUCAGUUCAUACCAAAGCCAGGAUCGAAGUGUCUUACUUCAAUCACUCUUCAAAGGAGAGGGAUUGUUACCUUAUCAUCAUGAUCAGAAAGAAGCUGAGUUAGAUUUCCAAACUUCAAACAAUGUUAUGAUGGGGGGUGGCCAAUUUUCCAGUCAUUUCAAGGAGCCAUUGCAAACGUCGCUGACAUUGGACCAGGGGCGAAGGAGAGCUACUGAGGUUUACAUGCCAGAAAACAUGUCAGAGAAUAUUUAUUCGGAUGAAGGAAGGUAUUUAAUCCCCAGACAAGAUCCAUUGAUCCCCAGGCAAGAUCCAUUGAUCCCCACGCAAGAUCCAUUGAUCCCCAGGCAAGAUCCUUUGAUCCCCAGGCAAGAUCCAUUGGUCCCCAGGCAAGAUCCUUUGGCUGCAGUAAAUAUGACUGAUUGGGCUGCUAAUAAUGCUCGCAUAGCAGGGCCUUCCCAAUCUCACUUAAAUACUGGAGAUUUUAUUGGUCAUCAUUGGUUUCCUGCUGAUCAUCAAGUUCGUGGUGGUGGCUGGAAUGGAUCUGAUGGUGGUGGUCUUUCAAAUCAAAGUCUUGGCCCUGGAGCAAGCUCUGAUCAGAGUUUAUUUAGUAUUCUGUCAGAGUGUGACCAAUUGCAUUCAGGUAGCCUUUAUGAUUCAGUUAGAAAUACUGACCAGUUUCUUGCACCCAGAACUUAUGGAUUAGUAGAUGCAGGUACACCAAGGGUGAACACGGUUGCACCACCGGCUUCUCGUCCAUUAGAUUACUUCACUGGACGUGAAGCACCUAGUGGCCUGGUGCCUGAUGAUAUGGCAUGGAUGAGCUUGCCACGUCAGAAUUCUUCAAUACAUGACCAAAUGGGAAAGCCAUACUUAAGGUCAUGGAACCGGUAAUGAACGUUUUACCCAAUAUUAGCGAGGUAAUCUUGUCUGCAAGACAGUGAGAAGAAAUGCACAUUUGUCCAUGUGAUAGAAUUUUGACUUAAGCAAGAUCUACAGAAGCUGGGGCAUUCAUACCCUGAAAUGAGAGAGAUAUGUUUCUGUACAUACCUAUACCAAGGCCAACUCAACACCAUGUACAUAUCUAGAUAUUAGAUGGCAGGAAAGAAACCAAGUGGUUAAGAUAAGCUUCAAGAAUUUCAGGCUAUUAGGCAAGUUACAUAUUUUAUUAUUUUUUCCUUUGCUUCUAGAGAGACAUUCUUUAAUAAUUUUGGAAGAUAAGAAAUGCUGGGGGCUGGUGCCACUUUUUGAGUUUUGAGUUACCUUUAUUCUGGGUUCUUUUUCAUAAUUUUGGUCAUAUAUCCAAAUGCUAAAAUGUUUUUCUC